GAUUCGGUUCCCCAGCUGUUUUACAAGCGUACAACAUACACGUUUUUCCUUAGCUAGUGUUUUUUGUUUUGUUCAACUUGGCUUUUAAAGAGAAUCUUGAUCGUUUGGUAUGUUUGAGCCUCAGGUGAAUUCUCAUUAACUUAUUUUUAUUUCAAGGUGCUUUAUGUUUCAUAGCGUAAGUAUGUUGUGUGUGUGUGAGAGACUAGACUGAGAAGUAGAUGUGGACCGAAUUGGAAGCAUUUUCAAGAGGAGCAAGCCAGGGAAGCAACGUUAUUUCGUCAACUCUGAUUAUUUCGUGUACUCUUACGGAGGAAGAAACCCUACAGUUAAACCCUGAUGUGUCCUUGAUCAUAGGAAACUUUUCAGCUGGAGAAUGCUGGAGGAGACCUUAAGGAUGGCCGCCGCCACUGCGAAGGAGCUGUUGUCAUUCUGGAUGCUGGUGCUCAGUAUGGGAAAGUCAUAGACCGAAGAGUGAGGGAACUGUUUGUGCAGUCUGAAAUCUUCCCCUUGGAAACACCAGCAUUUGCCAUAAAAGAGCAAGGAUUCCGUGCUAUUAUCAUUUCUGGAGGACCUAAUUCUGUGUAUGCGGAAGAUGCACCCUGGUUUGACCCAGCGAUAUUCACUAUUGGCAAGCCUGUUCUUGGGAUUUGCUAUGGCAUGCAGAUGAUGAAUAAGGUAUUUGGAGGUACUGUGCACAAAAAAAGUGUUAGAGAAGAUGGAGUCUUCAGUAUUAGUGUGGAUAACACAUGUUCAUUAUUCAGGGGCCUUCAGAAGGAAGAGAUUGUUUUGCUUACCCAUGGAGAUAGCGUAGACAAAGUAGCCGAUGGAUUCAAGGUUGUGGCACGUUCUGGGAACAUUGUGGCAGGUAUAGCAAAUGAAUCUAAAAAAUUAUAUGGAGCACAGUUCCACCCUGAAGUUGGCCUCACAGAAAAUGGGAAAGUAAUACUGAAGAAUUUCCUGUAUGAUAUAGCUGGGUGCAGUGGGACCUUCACCGUGCAGAACAGAGAGCUUGAGUGCAUUCGAGAGAUCCGAGAGAGAGUGGGCACAUCCAAAGUGUUGGUUUUACUCAGUGGUGGAGUAGACUCCACAGUUUGUACAGCUUUGCUGAAUCGUGCUUUGAACCAAGAUCAAGUCAUUGCUGUGCACAUUGAUAAUGGCUUUAUGAGAAAACGAGAAAGCCAGUCUGUAGAGGAGGCCCUCAAAAAGCUUGGAAUUCAAGUCAAAGUGAUAAAUGCUGCUCAUUCUUUCUACAAUGGAACAACAACUCUGCCAAUAUCAGAUGAAGACAGAACUCCACGAAAAAGAAUUAGCAAAACGUUAAAUAUGACUACAAGUCCUGAGGAGAAGAGAAAAAUCAUUGGGGAUACUUUUGUUAAGAUAGCUAAUGAAGUAAUUGGAGAAAUGAACCUGAAACCAGAGGAGGUUUUCCUUGCCCAAGGCACUUUACGGCCUGACCUAAUUGAAAGUGCAUCCCUGGUUGCAAGUGGCAAAGCUGAACUCAUCAAAACCCAUCACAAUGACACAGAGCUUAUCAGGAAGUUGAGAGAAGAGGGAAAAGUAAUAGAACCUCUGAAAGAUUUUCAUAAAGAUGAAGUAAGAAUUUUAGGCAGAGAACUUGGACUUCCAGAAGAGAUAGUUUCCAGGCAUCCAUUUCCAGGUCCUGGUCUGGCAAUCAGAGUAAUAUGUGCUGAAGAACCUUAUAUUUGUAAGGACUUUCCUGAAACCAAUAAUAUUUUGAAAAUAGUAGCUGAUUUUUCUGCAAGUGUUAAAAAGCCGCAUACACUGUUACAGAGAGUCAAAGCCUGCACGACGGAAGAGGAUCAGGAGAAGCUGAUGCAAAUCACCAGCCUGCAUUCGUUGAGUGCCUUCCUGCUGCCCAUCAAAACUGUGGGGGUGCAGGGUGACUGUCGUUCCUACAGUUACGUGUGUGGAAUCUCCAGUAGAGAUGAGCCUGACUGGGAGUCUCUUAUUUUCCUGGCCAGGCUUAUACCGCGCAUGUGUCACAACAUUAACAGAGUGGUCUAUAUAUUUGGCCCGCCAGUUAAGGAACCUCCUACGGAUGUCACUCCCACUUUCCUGACAACAGGGGUGCUCAGUACUCUACGCCAAGCUGAUUUUGAGGCCCAUAACAUUCUCAGGGAGUCUGGGUAUGCUGGGAAGAUCAGCCAGAUGCCUGUGAUUCUAACACCGUUACAUUUUGAUCGAGACCCACUUCAGAAGCAGCCUUCGUGCCAGAGAUCUGUGGUUAUCCGAACCUUUAUUACAAGUGAUUUCAUGACUGGUGUACCUGCAACACCUGGCAGUGAGAUCCCUGUAGAGGUGGUGUUAAAGAUGGUCGCUGAGAUUAAGAAGAUUCCUGGUAUUUCUCGAAUUAUGUAUGACUUAACUUCAAAGCCCCCAGGAACUACUGAGUGGGAGUAAUAAACUUCUUGUUCUGUUAAA
Molecule: messenger RNA, 2442 nt
Organism: Equus caballus (horse)
Lineage: Eukaryota; Metazoa; Chordata; Mammalia; Perissodactyla; Equidae
Gene: GMPS
Product: guanine monophosphate synthase
Biological process (GO): GMP biosynthetic process
Cellular component (GO): cytosol
Molecular function (GO): GMP synthase (glutamine-hydrolyzing) activity; GMP synthase activity; ATP binding
Source: RefSeq, a predicted model, not a curated record